ACACGAUCUUUGGUUACGCCGAACGCAGGAUGAGCAGCGCAAAGGCUGCUGGUACUCGGCUGUCAUGGCUCCGGACAUAAACAGAAAGCUGUGAAUAACGACACGUUUUGUUGUAGUAUUUUGCCAAAGUGACUGCAACUACACUUUAACUAUAACUAUCAACCGAGGAAAGAAGUACCAGGAAAUAACAUGUCCGGGGGAAACAAAGCCAUUGAGUUACAGCUUCAGAUGCGGCAAAAUGCGGAGGAUAUGCUUAGCUUCAUGAGGGAGCUGGAAAGCUGGGAGACAGAAAUAAAGAAGAAGGACGAGGAGCUGAGGACGGGAGGACUUCAGGAGGUUGAGAAGAAACUCCCACCUGUGCGCAACAAAGACUACAAAACAAAGAUGAGAGAAAAGAAGAAGAAAAAGGAGCCAGCAGGCAAUGGGCACGCAAAGGGAGAUGAGUCCAAGAAAGCCUCAAGGAUAAAAGCAUACGACUAUCGAUCAUGGGACAAGUUUGAUGUGAACAAGGCUCUGUCAGAGAUGGACAAGGAGGACAGUCCUGCAGAGUCAAACGAAUCUGACUCUGAGGAAGCUGCAGUUGAUCAGGAGAAAGCACUAGCUGAGAAAGAAAAGGGAAAUGCGUUUUUCAAAGAAGGGAAGUACAAUGAUGCCAUUGAGUGUUACACCAGAGGGAUGGUUGCAGAUCCUUACAACCCCGUGCUUCCCACAAACAGAGCCACCUCCUUCUUCAGACUCAAAAAGUACGCAGUGGCAGAGUCUGACUGCAACUUGGCGAUAGCUUUGGACAGCAACUACUUCAAAGCGUUUGUGCGGAGAGGAGCGGCACGGUUUGCACUAAAGAAAUAUGAAUCUGCAUUAGAAGAUUAUGAGAUGGUUCUCAAGCUUGACCCCGGAAACGUGGAAGCACAGAAUGAAGUGAGAACAAUCAAAGAGACCCUUGGACAUCAGGCCUCGGCAGCCCCGAGUGAAGCCACAACGCCGCAGGAGGCUCCUACAGCAGACCCUGAGCAGCAGAGACGACAAGAGGAGCAGCAGAGACGUCAGGAGGCGGUUGUACAAAAAGACAGAGGGAAUGCUUAUUUCAAAGAGGGGAAGUAUGAGGCGGCUGUUGAGUGUUACAGCAGAGGCAUGGAGGCAGACAGCAUGAACGUCCUACUGCCUGCCAACAGAGCUAUGGCCCUCCUGAAGCUGGAUAAGUAUGCGGAAGCAGAGGAGGACUGCACCAAAGCCAUUUCUCUGGACAACACGUACUCCAAGGCUUUCGCCCGCCGUGCCACAGCCAGAGUGGCUUUAGGGAAACUGAAGGAGGCCAAACAAGAUUUCCAGGAGGUGUUGAAACUGGAACCAGGGAACAAGCAGGCUCUUAACGAAAUCCAGAAAAUCCAGACUGCUUUGGCUUCCAGUGGCCUUCUUCAAACGGCAGACAGCACACAGAGGAGAACAGUGCAGCCAAUAGACAAACCAACACAUCUGCGCUCAACUAAACCACUGAGGAGGAUUGAUAUUGAAGAAGUGAGUGGAAAGGUGUCAGCGUCUGAGGUGGAGUCAGACGGGUCCAAGAAGCCCUUCAUCCGGGAGGUGGUGAGGGAGGCUGAGGGCGAGUCCUCUCCACUGUCGACAUCACCCAGCGCCAAGAUGAUCAAGAUCGAGGAGAUAGCAGAAGUCCCUUCACACUCAUCUGACCAAGUUCCUUCUAGCAGACAGACUAAUCUACCAGCGCAGGAAGAAAUCACACAUCCUCCUCAGCCAUCAGCCGACCCCUCCCCGACAGUAACAGACCUGCCUCCUCCACCCACCAACAGUUUCCAGCUGGAGGCUGAGCUCCGUAAGAUCGGAAACCAGCCCGAAGCGAUUUACAGAUAUCUGAGGCAAAUAAAGCCUGACGCAUAUGUAAACAUUUUCCACAACUCCCUUGAACCUGACAUUCUCAGUCAGAUCUUGAGGGCUCUGCAUGGUUUCUAUAUCAAGAAUGAAGCACCGGCCGUCACACUGGAGGUCCUCAGGAGUCUAGCAAGUGUGAGGCGCUUCGACAUGGCCGUCAUGUUCAUGUCGUCCCCCGAAAAGAAAGUGCUGAAAGAUGUGUUUGACUUCCUUCACCAAGCUGAGCUGGACGGAUCAUCGGUCACAGCCUUACAGAAGAAGUACGGAGUGUGACACUUGGACAUAAGGGAACUCUGCAAGCUCUAGAGACUGUAAAUUUCAACACACAGUGCUGCUUUGUUUUAAAUGCCAGCAAAACAAUGCAGUUAUGUUCUAAUACUGAUUAAAGUUCAGUUCAGUUGAGUUUCACCAAAUUGGACUGCUGUGUUACAGCCUUUCACCUGCUGAAAUGCGAUUUCAACUGCUUUGUCUCUUCACAAUGCCAUGUUCAUUUGAAGUUGGAAAAUGGCAGAUUGUUGAGACUCACAGUGCAGAAUCCUGUUCCUGUGCAACAGCUGAUGUCACCAAUGAUUCUUUCUGAGUAGAUUUAUGUCCUUAACCAUUUAGUUUCCAUACAUAUGUGAGCAUGCAGUGCUGAAAAAUAUUAUUUUUAUCGAUUCUAUUGAUGACAGAAUUAGCAGAAUGCGCAUCCAACUUGUUUGGGUUCAGAUGUUACAUAAAGGCAAACUAAGUGGAAAAAGGCUGGUGUGCAGAAUGUAAACCUUUGGCAGGUGUAUGGAAAAUUAUUUUUGAAAAUGUUUCCAACAAAUAAAUCUGUAUGAGAAACUUAA
Scatophagus argus is the source of this 2714-nucleotide messenger RNA. RefSeq names its product RNA polymerase II associated protein 3 (gene rpap3). Gene Ontology annotation, molecular function: protein binding. The transcript has 17 exons. The record is from RefSeq and is a predicted model, not a curated record. Lineage: Eukaryota; Metazoa; Chordata; Actinopteri; Scatophagidae. The coding region runs from base 190 to 2157 and encodes 655 amino acids.